GUGCGUGUGUUUGCGUGUGUGCGCGUGUGUGUUUAUGGGGGGGGGGGGGGCUUUCCGUCGUAAAAGCAUAUAAAUAGUUAACGUAUUUUCGGUUUCAGUCUUAGCAGCCAGUGCUCUGAGCCGGCUACAGGUUGGGAGUUAGGUCAAAUAAAUUGACAAUUGCAAUUUGUCGGGUAUAAUAUCGGAGUCGUCUCAAGUUCAGAGGCGGACGUCAGACGUCUGCCGUAACAAAGUUGGCUCGUCGAAAGGAAGCAACCUGUGCAUAAUGCAAAAAAUGGGCCACUUCUUCCCCCUGCUCUUCGUGUGCUUGGAUGUGUGUGUGGUGCACACCAUCCACCUGGCCCAGCUCUCACCUCUCCUCCUCCCCUAUCCAUUCCUCACCCUGUGGGGGGAAGGGGUGGUCCGUGCCUGCCUCCUCGUCUUCCUCACCUUCACCUACCCUGGAGGCGGAGGCCUGCCGUGGUUGAGUAGCUUCGAGGGGGUCCAGAGCAUAGCGGUCCUCUGCCUCCACUUCCCAGUGUACACCACUCUUCUCAGGGUGCUGGGGCAGACCAGUGUGGAGGAAAUGUGGGGGUGGCACUCAUGGGAAAGGGUGUUGCAGGGUUACGUUGUGACUUUGGUGGCAUGGCUCUACUGGAGCCGAUACGUGUCAUCUCUUUUGAUCUCCGGGGGUCAAUACAUCUCAUCCCUGUUCAUGAAGACACCCUCUGAACAGCCCAAAGAGGAAACCGGUGCCUCUCUGAAGAGACUGAUGGGAUACAUGCUUCCCUAUCUCUGGCGCUUUGUUGCUUUGCUGUCUCUCAUGCUUUUCUCUUCUUAUGGUGAGAUGGCUAUUCCUCAGUACACUGGUCGCUUGGCUACCUGGAUCACAAAUGAAGAAGAACCUGAUGCAUUCACAGAGGCCAUCAAAAUCAUGACACUAAUGACGGUUGCCAGUGCUGUUUGUGAGCUUGUAUGUGACCUCGUGUACAACAUCACCAUGAGCCACAUACACACCUCAGUGCAGGGAGUGGUCUUCCAGGCUGUGCUGAAACAGGAGAUUGCUUUCUUUGAUGCCACUUUGACAGGUAAACUUGUGUCCCACAUUACCACGGAUACCAACGAUGUGAGCGAGGCGCUGAGUGAGAAACUAUGUUCCGUGAUGUGGUACACAGCACGUUUUGUCUUCCUCUUGUUCUUCAUGGUGAGCCAGUCAUGGAAAAUGACCCUGCUCACUUGCAUGGGACUGCCCAUCAUCUGGGUCGUACCUGAACAUAUUGGGCAAUUCCAAAAGACUAUUACUGUAAAGGUUCAAGAGUCACUGGCUAAGGCCAACCAGGUGGCCACAGAGACCUUCUCCUGCAUAAAGACCGUGAGGGCUUUUGCCAACGAGGAUGGUGAGACAGAGAGGUACAGACGGCAGCUGGAGGACACUUACGCUCUUAACAAAAAGGAAGCAGCAGCAUAUGCAGCCUCUACCUGGGCUAACAGCAUGACCACUUUGGCACUGAAGGUGUGUAUUCUGUACUAUGGAGGGACUCUUGUGACCAGGGGGACUGUUAGCAGCGGAGACCUGGUGUCAUUCGUCCUUUAUGAGCUACAGUUUGCCUCUGCAGUUGAGGCUGUCAUGUAUUCUUACCCAGAGGUGAAGAAGGCAAUUGGUGCCUCUGAGAAGAUCUUUCAGUAUUUGGAUCGGAAACCUCAAGUACCCCCAGAUGGCACUUUGGCCCCUGAAAAUCUUAAGGGACACAUUCAAUUCAAGAAUGUUACAUUUUCCUAUCCUAACGGGACAGAAAAAAACAAUCCUGUGCUUAUGGAUGUUUCUCUGGAGGUAAAACCAGACCAAAUAACUGCCCUUGUGGGGCUGAACAGAUCAGGGAAGUCCACCUGUGUCAAGCUGCUGGAGAGGUUUUACCAGCCCCAAGCAGGGGAGAUCCUACUGGAUGGGAAAGCACUGGAAAGCUACAAAGACAAGUACCUACACGACAAGAUUGCUGUGGUGAGCCAGGAUUGUGUGCUCUUUGAUCGCUCUGUGCGAGAAAACAUCAAGUACGGCUACGAGGAUGCCUCUGAUGAGGAGAUGUACAGGGCUGCCAAGCUGGCUAGUGCCCAUGACUUCAUCUUGGAACUGCCAAAUCAGUACGACACAGAUGUCGGGUUGAAUGGAGGCAAGGUGUCUGGAGGCCAGAGGCAGCGCAUUGCCAUUGCUAGAGCUUUAAUCAGACGUCCCAAAAUCCUGAUACUGGACAAUGCCACCAGUGACUUGGACACAGAGAAUGAAUACCAGGUCCACCAAGCCUUGUUGAACCAAACCAACAACUGCUCCAUACUGUUGAUAUCCAACAAGAUGAGUGUUGUAGAGAAGGCCAAUCAUAUAAUUGUCCUCAAUGACGGAACGGUAAAGGAGGAGGGCAGUCACGAUGAGCUGCUGAAGAAAGAGGGCCUUUAUGCUGAACUGGUGAAAAAGCAUAAUAUGAGCUUUGAGCGUAAAGAAGAGGAGAGGAAUGAUACGCAGUGAUACGUCCGGGUGGUGGUUGCCCUCAAGCCACAGAAGUUGAGUUACAGGAGGGUUGCUGGCUAAAAGUCCAGAUUUAAAGGGUUAAAACACCAGCUACACUUAUUAAUUAUCGGUAGUUUUUUUUUACCUUUUAAGACUAUUUCCUUUCUCCAUGCACCUUGGAAGUAGGUGAAGUUGCACCAGAAAUCCCUACUUCAGAAUUCCAGCCUUAAAAAAUAAUGACUGAAAAAACAAGAGGUACCCUUCAAUCAGCAGAGCUGAGCUAGGUGCCCCACCCCCAGCUGCCCCAGGAAGAAUGGGCCUACUUGGACAGGGUGAUUAAAAUAUUACAUCACUGUACAUUUAAAUUUAUAUUGUGAUAAGGAUAUAUCUCACAGUAUAGUUAAUAUUCUGGAAAAAUCCACCAAGUCUCUGUUUAUGGAUUAAAAAAUACCUGUCUGUUACUGCUUUAUCCAGCAAUAAAAUACAGGAUGCAAAAAUCAUAGAAAGUCAAUAUUGCCACAAAGCAGUCCUGCUCAUUUAUUUGCAGCAUUGCCCACAAUGGUCUGUGUGAUCUAGAAGAUAGUUUAUGAUGAUGACUCUAUGCACUCCAUUGCUUCAUACACAUUCCAAAUGUAGAAGAAAUGAAUAUUGCAUUAUUUAAGACUGAGUGUUUCUAAAUGUCAUGGCUGUAAUAUGUUUUUCCUAUUUGUCAAAUGUUUUAUCUUUACUGUACUUUUCCCUGUAGUGAUAUUUUUUUUUCUAAGGUAAAUAAUUUAACCUAUUAGUAGUUUGUAUGCCUCCAUAGAGUUACAACAGUAAGUCUUUUGAAUAAAUUAAUUAGUCAGUUAACUUUUCUUGUCUACCAGUUGUUGAGUUGCAGCUUUACAAGAGCAAAUAUAUUAGUCAGGGCUGCUCUGUGAAAGUCUUUAUUUUUAUGUAAAAAUAAUAUUUUUGCA
Xiphias gladius (swordfish) is the source of this 3435-nucleotide messenger RNA. It is a transcript of the gene tap1, whose product is annotated as transporter 1, ATP-binding cassette, sub-family B (MDR/TAP). Lineage: Eukaryota; Metazoa; Chordata; Actinopteri; Istiophoriformes; Xiphiidae. Gene Ontology annotation, biological process: transmembrane transport. Gene Ontology annotation, molecular function: ABC-type oligopeptide transporter activity; ATP hydrolysis activity; ATP binding. The record is from RefSeq and is a predicted model, not a curated record. The transcript has 13 exons. Bases 266 to 2497 code for a protein of 743 amino acids. Gene Ontology annotation, cellular component: membrane.